GACACGUGGAAUACCGUAAGCGGAGCCCCCACUAAUAUUUUCAGUAUUUUCCUCCUUGAUCCCAAUCCUCUUUCUCUCACACUCUCCUUCCCAGCCGGCUUCGAUUUAUGAAACAAAGCGCGCCGAUCUUGUUCAUCCGUUAUUUUUCAGGUAAAAACAAGCAACUAAAACUGCAAAAUGGUCAAAGCAUACUCACAAGAGCAUACAUACAAGCACCCAUGGGAACGAGUCACAUCUGCAUCAUGGCGCAAGUUUGCUGACCCAGAGAACAAACACACCUUAUCACACAUCUUACAAGUCGACACCUUGAACCACAAGCUUGAACCUGAAUCUGGUAAGCUCUACACUACUCGAGCCAUCACCAUCCAUGCUCCUGGCCCAUGGUUCCUCCGCAAGAUCGUGGGUCAAGAUAUUUGCCAUUGUGUUGAGUCAACUGUUGUUGAUGCCAAAACCCGGUCAAUGCAACUUGCUACCAAGAACAUUAGUCUUGAAAAAUACAUUGAAGUGGAGGAAAAGAUCAGGUAUGACCCACACCCUGAGAACCCCAAUGAAUGGACAAUUUGCAGGCAGGAGACGCGGAUAAGGAUAAAGCCAUUGUCGACCCUGGCGUCGAUGGCUGAGAAGAUAGAACAAAAAUGUGUUGAAAAGUUUCAGCAGAACAGUGCCAAGGGUAGGCAGGUGAUGGAGAGGAUGUGUAAAUACUUGGAAGCUGAAUCUUCUUCCAGGGGCAUUUCUGUCUAGUUAUAGUUUUUUUUUUUUUGUUUUUUCUUUUUCUUAUAUUUGUAUCGAAGAUGCUGAUACAUAUAAAAAAUCAUAGUUAAACCUAACUCUUUAAGGUUUGAAUAAUGUAUCUAUGCUAGCGAGUUUCUGUUACAUUUUUCUUAUAAACAAUUUAAGUCGAAGCAAACCCGCUUGUUUAAGAUU
This is a messenger RNA of Helianthus annuus (common sunflower), 924 nucleotides long. Its product is annotated as UPS-like protein C36.10. Gene Ontology annotation, cellular component: mitochondrial intermembrane space. The record is from RefSeq and is a predicted model, not a curated record. NCBI's taxonomy places the organism in Eukaryota, Viridiplantae, Streptophyta, Magnoliopsida, Asterales, Asteraceae. The coding region runs from base 178 to 741 and encodes 187 amino acids. The transcript has 3 exons. Gene Ontology annotation, molecular function: phosphatidic acid transfer activity. Gene Ontology annotation, biological process: phospholipid transport.